Molecule: messenger RNA, 5057 nt
Organism: Scatophagus argus
Lineage: Eukaryota; Metazoa; Chordata; Actinopteri; Scatophagidae
Gene: brpf3b
Product: bromodomain and PHD finger containing, 3b
Exons: 13
Coding region: 397-4146 (1249 amino acids)
Biological process (GO): regulation of transcription by RNA polymerase II
Cellular component (GO): MOZ/MORF histone acetyltransferase complex
Molecular function (GO): protein binding
Source: RefSeq, a predicted model, not a curated record
CUCAUUUCGGUUGAGCACAUACUCUGGAACCCAAAUAACUAGCCAGCUAGCCAAAGGAGGCUAAUAUUUCUCUUCAUAUAAUUGGGUCGACAGUAAGCUGUUUCUUAGACUAUUAAUGCAUAUAUACCACUUGUGUUCUCAGUAAAGUUUGAGGAUUGGUUGCUUGCUUCUCACACGCCGCGUUGUGAAGAAACGGAAGUGUUAUAAAUUGGCGAUAUAUACCGGCUGUACCAGCAAACUGUAGCUGGCUAACGGUAGCUAUUAGCCUCUAGACUACAGCAAGUAAGGCGGCUGGAUAGGCAACCAUUACUGAAGAAGCGUCUUUAGACCGCCGGCUGUCGAGCUACCUGUAUUAGUCAGCUGCCAUUAUAGGAGGGAAAGUGUGAUCAGUGGCCUAUGAGGAAGCCACGUCGAAAAGGCCAGGUGGCUUCGGGAGGUGGAGCCGAUGCCAGGAAAUCCAAUGGGGCAGCUGGUGGGCGUGGGGCCGCCCGGCAGCGUUCCCCAUCCCCUUACAGCCUCAAAGCAUCUCCAAGCAGAGAAACGCUGACUUACGCCCAGGCCCAGAAGGUGGUGGAGGUGGAACUCGAUGGUAGACUUCAUCGCAUUUCUAUUCUGGAGCCCUUGGAGAUCAUCACUGAAGAUGAGAUGAUGGCUCAGGACAUUAGUGAGUGCAACAGCAACAAGGAGAACAGUGAGCACUCAUCAUCUCCCACCAGCAGUGCUCAAACUGUUCGCAAGCCCGUCACACCCCGAGGCCGCAGGAAAGACUCCAGAUGUCCUCCUGUCAAGUCACCACCACCUUCUAAGAACCACUACCCCAAUUCUCAUCCACAAACACCUGAAAAGUUAAACACAUCACACCACCACCACAUGACCCUUCCUGAACCUACGUUUCAUGUUCUAGAAACAUUUGUGCCAGUUGAGGCACCUCCUCUGCCUACAGCAUAUUAUCGUUACAUUGAACGCGUAGCUGAGGAUCAGGAAGCUGAGGCAGAAUAUGACAUGGACGAAGAAGACGCUGCCUGGCUGGAGAUGGUAAAUGCUUGCCGGGCAUCAGAGGGUUACUCACCCGUCUCACCAGACACCUUUGAGCUGCUGGUGGACCGGCUAGAGGAGGAGGCGUAUCAGGAAGCCCGCAGCCGGGUGCCCUCUCAGAGCACUAUUGACGAUGAUGCCUUUUGUUGUGUGUGCCUGGAUGAUGAGUGCCUCAACAGCAACGUCAUCCUCUUUUGCGACUCCUGCAACCUGGCUGUGCAUCAGGAGUGUUACGGAGUGCCCUACAUCCCUGAAGGUCAGUGGCUGUGCCGCUGCUGCCUCCAGUCCCCUCAGAAACCUGUUGACUGUGUUCUAUGUCCAAACCGUGGUGGCGCCUUCAAGCAAACAAGCGACGGGCGCUGGGCACAUGUGGUCUGUGCCAUCUGGAUCCCUGAAGUCUGCUUUGCCAACACAGUUUUUCUAGAACCGGUGGAAGGGGUCAGUAACAUUCCCCCUGCACGUUGGAAACUGACCUGUUACUUGUGCAAGCAGAAGGGCCGUGGUGCAUCAAUUCAGUGCCACAAGGCCAACUGUUACACUGCGUUUCAUGUCACGUGUGCUCAACGCGCUGGUCUGUUUAUGAAGAUUGACCCCGUGCGAGAGACAAACGUCAACGGGACCACUUUCUCUGUUAAGAAGACAGCAUUCUGUGAGACCCAUUCGCCACCAGGACAAGAGACUAUUUCAGAUGAGGAGAGCGAAGGACGAGUGGUGGGCAGCAGAGGGAGGGCUAGUAGAGGACGGAGUGCCUACACAGAAGGUCCUGUAACACCAAAAAAAGGCAGAAAGUCUGAAGAUGAUGCCAAGACAGAUAAAAAGAAAGGGAAGAAAAGCACAGAGUCAACAGCACAAGUGACCGUGCCUCAGAUCCCCACAAGCAGGCUGAAUACCCUUUGCAAAGGAACCAUCCUGCAGAGGAAAAACCAGUUCAUGCAGAGGCUGCACAGCUACUGGUUACUUAAACGUCAGUCAAGGAACGGUGUGCCGCUGGUCCGGCGUUUACACUCUAACAUCCAAUCCCAAAGGAAUCCCGAACAGGUCAGGCCUGAGGUGGAUGAGAAGGUUUCUGCUGCAAGAGAAGCACUGAGAUAUUGGCAGAAGCUGCGGCAUGACCUUGAAAAAGCCAGGCUGCUAGUGGAGCUCAUCCGCAAGAGGGAGAAACUCAAACGGGAACAGGUCAAAGUUCACCAGGCGGCUCUGGAGAUGAAACUGACUCCGAUGUUGGUGCUGCUCCGCUCCACUCUGCAGCAGUUACAGGAGAAGGAUGCAGCUCAGAUCUUUGCACAGCCAGUCAACAUCACGGAGGUCCCAGACUACCUGGAGUUCAUCAGCCAGCCCAUGGACUUUUCCACUAUGCACACUAAGCUGGAGAGUCAUGCCUACCGCUCAGUGACUGACCUGGAAGUCGAUUUCAACCUGAUGGUGUCGAACUGCCUCCUCUACAACACUAAGGACACAGUCUUCCACCGGGCAGCGCUGCGUCUUCGAGACUUAGGGGGAGCCAUACUGCGUCACGCUCAACGACAAGCCACCAACACCGGCCUGGACCUAGACACCGGCAUGCUACUCCCAGAGUCACCGCAGAAACGAGACUUUUACAGCUGCACCUGGGAGGAUGUUGACAGUGUGUUGGAUCCAGAUAACCGGCUUCAUAUGACAGUGGAGGAACAGCUGAAGGAGCUGUUGGAAAAGCUGGACUUUGUUACCUCCAUGCGAUGCAGUGGAGCCCGAACUCGACGCAUUCGCUUGCUUCGUCGCGAGAUCAACAACAUCCGCUACAGGCAGGGCCAACAUCCCCGCCACAAUGGACAUCUGAAGGAUGAUGAUGAGGAUGAUGAGGAUGAUGAUGAAGAUGAUAACAAAGAUGCCAAAGCAGACAAUGGCCUUUCGUCUUCAGACAAAGAAGACAUCAAAUCCACCUCACCCCCGACACUGGAACCUACAGGACCGGCUCCUCCCCCACGACAGGGGGACGCACCUCUGGAGCCACCCACCCUGCGGCCAAUCACAGGGGAGCCCCUGUCCCCCAGCUGGCCCUGCAAACGGCUAAAACUGGACACUGACCUCUCAGACAGCGCCGCAGAGAACAUUAAUUGCACUAAAGCACAGGAGCGGCCAGCGUCACCUCCUCCUGAUUUGCACAGUGAAGGACAGACGAUGUCCAACGGCCUCCCAGAGCUCAAUACACCUCCACGGCCCAGCAGUGGGGGAGUUGGACGACGAACCUCUGUGUUGUUCAAGAAGGCAAAAAAUGGAGCCAAGCUGUUUAGAGAGCGAGACGGCCCCUUGCUGAAUGGAAAAGGGCCGCAGGAUGGUGAUACAAGCAACACCCCUACAGCACCCAGUUCUGCAGCCAGUACCCCGUGCUCCACACCUUUGUCCACGCCAUCCAAGACCCCACAGAAAAGCCCAGGACCCUCCAACCUCAUUGAAAAAUGGACCCCCAGUCGAGACACGUGCUCAGAUAGCGAGCUGGAGAAAACACCAAAUCAUUCACUGGAAAGUGGACUGACCAACGGCUUUAACAAGGCCAAAGACGGCGGGUCUGACUCUGAGUACAGGCCUUGUCCGCUCCUCCACAAAGAAAUCAGCUCACCACCCAGACGAAGCCUUGGGAAACCAGCUCUUUCCAAAAUCCCCUUCUUGGAGAUAGUCAAUGGAGACUCAGAUUACACUGGCAAUAGCAGCCAAAUAUCUGAGGAUGAGACCGAGCUGGAGCCUCUGGAGCUGGUUUGGGCCAAGUGUCGGGGAUAUCCCUCCUAUCCUGCUCUGAUCGUCGACCCAGAGAUGCCCGAGGAGGGCCUGCUGCACAAUGGCGUGCCCAUCCCUGUCCCACCCAAAGACGUCCUCCGUCUGGGGGAGCAGAGGCAGGAGGAGACCAGCGAGCGGCUUUACCUGGUGCUCUUCUUUGACAACAAGCGGACAUGGCAGUGGCUCCCACGCAACAAGGUGACACCCUUGGGAGUAGACGACACGGCAGAUAAACUGCGUAUUAUGGAGGGCCGUAAGUCGAGCAUCCGCAAAUCUGUUCAGGUGGCAUACGACCGUGCCAUGAUCCACCAGAGCAGAGUCAGCCACAGCCACGGCUUUGUGGCCUCCAACUACCUUUAGAGGGCGACGGUGAGACCACAUCCUGCCACUAUGCAUUUCUCUUUGGUCUUAAAGCAGCAGGUGGGCCGAGUGCCGCUGUCAGUCAAACUUAUACUCACACUGUGGUCUGAAGAGGUUGCCGUGGCAGCACAGAGUUACUGGACUGUAGUUCUUUACCAAACCACUAGUGUCUGAUACACGGGAGCGGUGGCAUUUGCCCUCGUGUGAUCGCUGUAGACGUGGAGCUCCAUGUCUGAAUGAAGUUGCCUGUAGGUCCCAUGUUGCUGCAGAAAGUAAGCGUUAAUGCCCUGUUCAGGGAUGUGUCGAGGUAUCUGCUUACUUCUCCUGGAUGUGUUGAAGCUGUAUGUCUGGAUCAAAUGUAAAAGUAUUCCCCUCUAUUUUGUAUAAUGCUACUGCCAAGGAAUCAAACUGUCAGAAAAGAGAUUGGAAAUAUUUAUAUGAAACGCAGAAGACAUAUGAAUGGAGAACUGCCAUCUUUUAUACAAGAGCUUUUUACAUUUUAAUCUUUUACAAAGACACUUGUAUAUUAUAAAGGCACACUUUGUGUACAUAAGUAUGUGUAUUAUCAAACUCAUUUUAAUUUAAUGUCGCUGUUUUAAAAUGCGUAUUUCAAUCAACCCACGAGGGGCAAAGCGAGGCUGUGUAUAUUUGUGGAGAUAAAAUAAUUCCUGACUUGCUGCAGUGUACUUAGCUGGUCAUUUAUGUAAUUUCAUUGUGCUGUGUGUGUGUAUGUAUGUGUGUGUAUGUACAUUUAGAGCAUACAACACAAUGAGCCAUUGUUCUUUAUAUUUGAAUUCUCUUUUUGAUACAGAGAGAAAUAAUUUAUUUAUGGGAGACAGAAAUAUAGAAAUAAAGCUAUAUUGGUUAAAGUUGAGAAUUAAAUCUUAUUUAAAACAAAUGUAGUAAGGUUU